CGGUUCACCAGCCACAACGACAGGGUCAACUCAGUUGUCCCAACACUAGACUGAAGGGUUUUUCUGACAUUCAGAGAGAAAAUAAUAUCGCUUGAGGGUGUCCGGUUUCCUCACUCUGAGGGAUUGCGAUGCCCUCUGACUUUAUCUCCCUUUUCAGCGGGGACCUCGACCUGAAUUAUCCCAGAUCCUUCUACUCUAAAGAAUCAGCGUAUGACCUUCUUCCCAGAGAGCUACAGCUGCCUUCCUCCACUCAGCAGAGCCCAAAAGUCAUGAGUCAAAAAAGCGGCGGAGAGGCAGGGCCUCCCCCUUCAGCUGCGCUAGCAUCAGAUGCCAUGUCCUCCUCUAUGACCAUGGAAGGCCCCCGCAGUGCUUUUUCCACCUCUUCCAGCCCCACCAUGCAUUCCAGUGCUUCAGCCAGUGACCAGAACCCAAUCCACAGCGGCAAUGUUGACCUGGAGGACGCCAGGAGCAGCCGAGUGGUUCCAGAGGUUGUUGGAGCAGAAGGUGGGAACGUUAACGGCAGCGGUGGCGGUAACUGCAGGAGUAGCGGUGAGCUAGGAGGAGUAAGAGGCGUAACAUCCCAGGAGGCACAGCAACAUCAUCAGAUGACCCCAUCUAAGCGCCGCACUGUCCUCAACAUCUCUCCACCUCCACAAGACCUGUUUGAUGACAGCCGGAUGUCUUGCCAGGAUGAAACAUCCCUGGACUCAGAGCAGAGUAACAGCAUCUGGAUGGAAGACUCUCUCUCCAACUUCAGCAUCAGCUCUGUCUCUUACAAUGACAACACAGAGGUGCCACGAAAGUCACGCAAACGAACCCCUCGGCAGAGGCCUGGUCCUAAGUCUGCAGGACGUGGGGAAGCCAGCAUGGACGUGUUCGAUGCAGACAGUGCCAAAGGUCCACACUUUGUCCUGUCACAGCUAGGCCCCGACAACAAGACUGGAUCCAAAGGAAGCAGCUCUAAUGAUCCUCAGACAACGAGCCAGAAAGGAGGAACUCUUUCGAUGCAAUACCCACAGAAGAGUGAGGGGAAGGAGGUGAAGAUACUCGUCCAGCCAGAGACUCAGCACCGAGCCCGCUAUCUGACUGAAGGCAGCAGAGGUUCAGUGAAGGACCGCACUCAGCAGGGCUUUCCCACCGUAAAGCUGGAGGGAGUGAAUGAGCCAGUGGUCUUGCAGGUGUUUGUGGGCAACGACACUGGGCGUGUCAAGCCUCAUGGAUUUUAUCAAGCUUGCAGGGUGACCGGCCGCAACACCACAGCCUGCAAAGAGGUGGACAUUGAUGGCACAACUGUCAUCGAGGUGUCCCUCGAUCCAAGCACCAACAUGACACAAGCGGUGGACUGUGUCGGGAUCUUGAAGCUCCGUAAUGCUGAUGUGGAAGCUCGUAUUGGCGUGGCAGGAUCGAAGAAGAAAAGCACACGAGCUCGACUUGUGUUUCGGGUCAACAUCCCCCGUCCAGAUGGAUCAGUGCUCAUACUACAAACUCCCUCUUCUCCAAUCCUGUGUACUCAGCCUGCAGGAGUGCCUGAAAUCCUGAAGAAGUCACUACACAGUUGUUCAGUGAGAGGUGGAGAGGAGGUCUUUAUCAUCGGCAAAAACUUUCUUAAAGACACCAAAGUCAUAUUUCAGGAGAAUGUCUCUGAUGAGAAUUCAUGGAAAGCAGAGGCUGAAAUUGACAUGGAGCUGUUUCACCAGAAUCACGUGAUAGUGAAGGUUCCUCCGUACCAGAACCAAGCCAUCACCUCUUCAGUGUGUGUGGGGAUCUAUGUGGUGACGAAUGCUGGGAGAUCCCAUGAUGUUCAGCCCUUCACCUACACUCCAGAUUCAGCAAAAAAUGAUGUUCCUGUGAAGAAAGAAGCGCCCUCUCCAUUGAAGACUUGUUCAUUUGAUGAACAAAUUAAAGUUCUAGAUGGUGCCUUAAUGCCUUCGAUGUUGCCUUUAGUGAAAAGAGAAGAUGUCACUCCGAUGGAGGUCACCAGCAACCUCCAAUCUUCUGGUGUAUUUAAGCAGACCGGUGACCUCUGUCCAGCCCCGCAGAACCCAGACAUGACUGCAGGUCAUCUAAACAAAAACAGACCAUUCUCCAACAACCUGUCUCAGCCUGCAGGGGAACCUGACCAAGGCCAGGCUCCUGUUUUUCCCAACACAGAGCCCUUAGGCACUAUUCAGAAGCAGGACAUUGCAGCCACCAACUCCUUCUCUGUGCCGGCUGACUCUCUGCUCCAGCAGGGAUCGCAGCAGUUCCUCCUGGAGCCCAGAGAGGGCCUCGGACAGGAGAGGCCCGGCAACGGCUCUGGAGCUGUGGGGAGACUGUGUGGAGAACCUGCACCUCAACAGCAGCAACUGCCUCUUUUCCCCCCAGACGAAGUAGCCCAGCUGGAGGAGGCAGUGAGGCAGCUUAAAGCCAAAGGUUUCUGUAACUUACCACUUCAGUCUGACAACUCAAUGGCUAAACAACAGCAGCAGCAACACAUCCAGCACCAACAACAGAUCCAAAAACAGCAAAUUCAGCAGCAACAAAUCCAGCAGCAACAGCUUCAACAGCAGCAGGUUUUGGAGAAUUUACAGCAGCAGCUGUUUCAGUCGCAGAUUCAGAUGCAGUGUGGCAUGUUUCAGGACGCCCCUCAGGCUAAGAACGCAGAGCAGCCGGGCUCAUCACAGGGAGUGGUGCAAAACCAGGGGACUCUUUUCCAACAGGCCCAGCAGCAGCAGCAGCAGCAGCAACAACAACAGCAGCAGCAGCAGCAGCAACAAGCAGCUCUCUUUCAGCAAGCGAGUGACCUGCUCUCAAUUCAGACCAACUUCCUCCAGCAGACCCCCUCACACCCUUCACCACCCAUGUUCCACAACCCCGGUGCUUUGGCUGAAACACAAGAUCCACAGGGAACUCUCUUCCAAAACACCAUGACAGUUCUACAGUCUCAGGACCAGCAGCCCUCAACCCCUGGACUUUUCCUCCCUCAGACAUCCCUGUCCUCUCAGCUCACAACCAGUAGUGCUCAACAACAGCAACAACAACAGCAGCAGCAGCAGCAGCAGCUGGCCUUCCUCAGUGCUCUACAAACGCCUGCCCCUGAACCACAAUCAGUAUUUCAGGCUCAAACCCAGCCCCCCAUCCAACAGAGAAGCCCCAUGGAGCAGCAGCAGCCCCCCAGCCUCAGCCCCACACACAGCCAGCCCAGCGCUUCCCUGUUUCAGAACAUCUCCCCACAUCCAUCUGCAAACACACUUUCUCCAGGACAGCAGCAGCAGGCUGGCCUACUGUUCUGCAACAACCCCCUGCCCACUCCAGAUCAGGCCUCCAGCCUCCUGUUCAGCAGCCAGGGCCAGAUGCCACCGCUGACCAGCAGCAGUUUAGUUUCCCAAGAGCCUCCGAACCCUUCUCUGCUCUUUUCCCAAGCCAGCAUGGUGACAGUAAACCAGCAGGAUCGCUCUGAGCCCAUGGCUUUAGGGAACCCUGCCGACCCCCGACAGCAAGUCAUAUUUCAGGAGCAACAGCCGAUGCAGCUGGGCAGCAGCUCAAACAACCGGCAGGAGCAGCCUGUGGGCCUCUUCAUGCCUCAGUCUAACAUGGCUUCUCUGCAGGGGGGACUGGCUGCUCAGGAGCUUGCACAGUCAGCCAUGUUUGCCUCACAGAAUGGCGUGGCGAACCUCCAAACAACCACCUCUUCCCCUGUUCAACAGCCAGGGACUCUGUUUCAGACUGCUGUCAGUGGGAGCAUCAAUCGGCCCAGCCAGCCUCAACAACCUGGCCUAUUCCUUUUUGGGAUUCAGAACGAAUGUGACCAGCUGAUGAGUACUCCUGGAAACACACUGUCAGAUCAGAUUAUAGCCAUCAGCCAGUCUGGUCAGAACCAAAGAGAAAGUGACGCUCACAUCCAGUCUCUGCUCAGCCAGUCCCUGUCUCAAUCUGGGCCCGUGCAGAAUAGCAUGAAUGCCUCUCAGAACAUGGAGAAGAUGGAUGACCUGUUGGUCAGCCUGCAGGAAACCGGCAGCAACUUAACUCGCUCAUACUAAACUCGUCGUUUCAUUUUUAUAUGUGGAAUAAUUGUAAAAUGUAGAAAAAUAGACAAACACUACUACAUGCAGUAAAAUAUGUUGUGAAUUAGCCCUGCAUCAUGAAGUUUGAGACAAACCGAUCAUUAUGUUCUUAAAUCUGAACUCUUGUUAUUUUUGUGCCUUAAGACAUUAUCCGGUUUACUUCAGGCGGAGGGUUUAUCCGGAAAGAGCAGUGAAGGUGCUGCUGUCAUUGCUUAGCCAGUCUCUUUCUCUCGUGAUUAUUCUCAAGAAUGAUAUGUGUAUCUCUAGUUAAGGACAAGCUUGACAAAUUAAUAUCCAGACAGUGAACUAAGAAUUUGAUUGGGAAUUUAUUUGCUGAGUAGCCUGGAAAAGUGAAUAUUUCUUAUUGACUUCAUGACUGACUCCCCAUUGUCACAUUGUAAUGUGCAGAAUUAGAUGGACUCCAGGCGAGAACAGGCAAAUUGUCAUUACUUAGAGAAGAACACCAUUUUGUGCUAUUUCUUCAACUUUUCCUCCAGAAGUACAGUAAUUCAGUGGUAUUGUUACUCAUUUAACUUGUGAAGUUUUGUGUGUGUCUGACAAUAGAUUGUCAGUGAUGUCAUCUGCAGCAUCUCUUGGUUUUUGCUGCAUUUUCCUAAGUCUCCAAAGUGUCUUAUGGUUUCCAUGAAUAGUGUUCCCUUUAAUACUUAUUUUGUAUAUUUGUUGCAGGGAAGGUGGAGUGUGCGAUAUAGCAGCAAGGUUUAGACAGACUGUGGUAUGUAUGGUGGAAUACAUCAAUGAUGUGGAAGGUAGUUGACGUGGUUUGAAAUAAUUUUCAGCCAACAGUGCAGAAAGUUUAUUGAAAGAAAGUUAGAGAUGAGGCAGAGAAAUGAGAGGUAGAAGAAAGUGGAAAAGUGUUCUACACUUAUUUUGAUUAUGUAGUCACAAACAAGUGUCUUAUAUGUGGGUGCUGAUUGUUUAAAUGUUGUAGCUUGCACCUGAUAAUAUGAAUAUAUUCACUAAAGCAGUGACUUUGGUUUUCAUUAAUGAUAUGGAAAGAGGCAGAGCUCAGUAGGUUUAUGACUAAAGUAACAUAUGCAUUUUGUUGCUAUCUACAAGAGGCCUGGCUAAAUUAGAUCUAGUUUUGUCUAGACCUGUUGGUGCAGUAAUACCUGUAAAAUAAUAUUUCGAAGUUCAGCCAACAGCUGUCAGUGAUGCUCUGCACUGCAGGUCACCUCCAGCUGUGACACAUCUUUCAGUACAAAAUACUUUACAAUAGCGAUAUAGAUAAGAAAACAUGUUCAGGCUAACAUUUAGUCUGAAUUCAUCAAAACCAAACUGUGUCAGUUUGCUACUUUUUAGAGCAGAUUCUCCUUUAAAUGCAUUACAAAGAGAUGAAUCUUGUAAGAAAAUGUGGUGGUAGAAAUAUGAUAGAAAAUACGAAAGAAAUAAAACAAAUAAUGGCUGAGACUUUUAUCUUUCACAUGUAUGUUCAGCACUUUACGAUGCUGUUCUUUGUGACCACUUUACUCACUGAGAGUACAGUAAAGUCCCACAAGAGGUGGUGUGGCUUUGUCUCAGCCGCCUCUUCCUCAUUGUUUACAGUGAAGAAGACACAUUUUUAAAACAUGCUGUUACAACUUUCAACUAUUCAUUCCCAAAACGUAUACAUUAUUUAUUCCUCAAAACCAGUGAAACAUGCGGAUCAAUGCAUUUUUAUUCAAAUUAUCUCAUUUCAGUUGACAUAUAACUCUUAAUCAAACACAUCGACAGUAGCGAGAGUAGAAUGUUAUAUAGUAUAUUAUUUUAUUCUGUGUUUUAGUGUCAUUUUGAUGGCAUGAUUCUGCGUCAGGCACGCAUGAUAGUGGAAUAGUAUUCUUAAACCAGCUAGAAAAGAGCCUUUUUUUUUACCAGUUUUAUUAAUGUGAUGGAUUUAGUGAAUGUAGAGGAGAAGCAAACUGUACAUUAUACGUCUCAUCCAGGUUAAGGUAUUAACAUGCAGGAACAGAGCCCAUUUUACAUGUUUUCUUGUAAAUGCAGUCGUCUGGAGUCGGCCAGUGGCCUCAGGACCAAAGUUUGACUGGAAUCUUGCUUUGCAUAAAUCCUGAUGAAAGGCCAGUUUUAUGGCUCGUGAGCUUUUAUUUUCUGUUUAUUUCUGAAGUAAAAACAUAGACAUAGAUGGCUUCAUUAUUAGGCACGAUGUCCUGCUGCCACACUUUUCUUUCCGUUUGUUGUUUUGUUUUGGGGAAAAAACGCAUGUUUGUGUCAUGUUUAGUUUCACUUACUGUAAGUGUGCGCAUGAACGAGGGGCGGGUCUCUGAUGAUGACAGAAUUAGCUCAGUUUAAAGCCUCAGUUGUUGUCUUGUUUUCUAUGUACAGUUUGGUAGAAACACACACACACGUUACAUUUAUACACUUUAAAGUCAGAAACCGCUGUUUUAUGAUGGAGACAGUGUAAACUUGACUAAUGUGAUUUGAGAAACUACGGCGUGUCAGUUUGAACGGUUGUGAGUGGUUUUUAAAGGGACCCUACUCCUGAAGGAAACCUGACGUUGGAGAAAAGGAGCUAUCUGUGAUCGGCUUUCUUCAACUUGUGAAAUAGAAGAACUAAGAUUUUCCAGUGUUGAGUAUUUAUGAUUUUAUUUCUCUUUGUUUUACAAAGUUUAGAUCUUUUAUUUUAAUCUGUGUAGUACCAGUGCUUCUCUUCGGAGAAGCAUAUCUAAUUUAUUUGUGUGUUGUUUAUUAUCUAAAUUGUUUUCCUUAAACGUUGUGUUCAGAUCUUCUCUGUAUUGAUAACAGCAAUGUUAAUUCGGCCCCCACAACGGCUGAUACUGUAACUGGCACCUUGUGAAGAUGGUAAUGAUGCCUUAAAAUGAGAUUGUUGACUAUGAAUAACAUGUACAUUCCUGUGCACAGUUAUCUUGUUGGAUUUUGUAAUAAUAAUCACCUUAAUGUACAUGUCAGGUGCUUGCUCAAGGCUUAUAAUUGGACCCCUGGACUUGUAGUCCCUUUUGACCAAAUAGUAAAAAAGGUUUGAAUGUCAGAAUCAAAAAUCCUUCAAAAAAGGACCAACAAAUUUCAGUAUUUUUUACUUUGAAUAUAGAACUGAAUGUGAUUAUGCAGCUUGCCUGUAAAUGUCUCACGAAGAAUGUUCUUUUAUACACAUACUGUGGAGGUAAUUACUUUUUUGAAUUACAGUUUCCUCAUCUGUGUAUUUACAAUGUAACUGGAGAUCAGAAAUAUAUAAAAGAGUGACUCAUUAUACAGUCACUACUAACUGUAUGGAAGAGAGGGGGAUUGUUGAUAAAAGUUCUCAUAUUUCCUUAAGAUGCUACAGACUCUAACUUUCUCUUUUCUUGCAAUAGAACAAGUGGUUUUCUUUUAACAAUACCCAUUCAUUUAAUAUCAACAAAUUGAAUCUGCCAUCACAGGUGUUGAAACUGUGUUUCUUUCUUCCUAAAAUGUCACUUUAGACACUAGUAGAUAUCGUACAUGUGCCUUGAGGAGGUGAUGUUGUAGCGACCAGAUAGAUGUUUUGCCAUAGUUGCCUGUUUAACACUUCGCUGGUUCUGCCAGUUAUGAUUAGUCCUCGUUAACUAGAAUGUUUUAAGCCAUAAGACUUUAAAUGUACUUUAAAUGCUCGACAACAGUGACCAGAUAAAUGUGGUUGUGGUUGAUAAACGUGUAGUGCAAUUUCUGUCAUGCAUCUAAAUUGUUUGUACUGAAGUAUCCAUUGCAUUUAUGUUAUAAAACGUAGAUGCAGACAAACUUUCCCUGCAACUGCUAUGCAGCUAAUAUACUGUAAAUGUAGAUCUGUUAGUUUUUGAAUAUAUAUUUUUCUAAAUAGCAUCUACCAUUUUCAGCAUAAAGGAUAAACCAAAGUAGAUGUUCUUUCUAUUAUUUAUGUUGCUUGUGAAAUGUUUUAUUUUGCUUUGAUUGUCUCCUGAAACCGAUUUUAGUCUGACUUUUAGAAAAUUUCUCUUCUCAUUAAUGGAGGGUUUUUUUGUGUGUGUGAAACAAGGGUCACUAAUUGUUUUUCAGUCUUCUGUAUUGCCUUCUUGCUUGUAGGGUUUAUGUGGAUCCAGGCUUAGUGUUUACUGGUGCAGUGGUUCCUAAUAUCUCUGAUUCAUCACAAGUCCUCUGAGUUACCAGGAUGUCAUGUCAUUCUCACAGUAAAAGUCAAUACAUACCAAAAUAGUUUUGACCUGUUAUUUAGUAAUAAUGUGAGUUACAAAUUUUGCAAAACAUUUGUCCCUGAUUUGAGUCUGUUUUUAUUAUUUUCAUAAAUCCAACUCCAAAUAUCUGAAACAUCUUUAAAGUCAUAAGUGAACCACUCUUCUAGUAAACAGACUAUUCAGUCCUGGAAAUAGCAAGGGGGAAAUUUUGCCAUUUUGUUCCUAUGUGAACAACUGUCAAAUAAUCAGCCUUGGGGUAAAAAAAAAAAGCUUUCUUUAUAUUCGGCUUUUGUUGGGAUGUUUUUUUUUUCUCUUGCGAUUAAAUUUCUGUAAACUUGCUGCUAUCUAUAUUAAACAUAUAUACUUUAAAUGUUAGACCUCUGUGCUUUUUUCUCCUUGUUUUUGGUGAAAGCUACUGCAGUAGAAGGUGUGGCUGUGGGAUGGGGAUACACAUUGAUCCAGAAAUAUGUGAUUUUAGUUUAAGCUGAUACCGUGCCAAAGCACAUGCUCUGACUCUGUGUCUGAUGGCCGGUGGUUUUUUUAUGUAGUUUUCACAGAAAAGCACACGCUCAUAUAUCAUAUCAUCUAAGAUAACAAUCUGAAAUUUGCCCACUUCAUAACAACUUGUG
Anoplopoma fimbria (sablefish) is the source of this 8805-nucleotide messenger RNA. It is a transcript of the gene nfat5b, whose product is annotated as nuclear factor of activated T cells 5b. Gene Ontology annotation, cellular component: transcription regulator complex. The record is from RefSeq and is a predicted model, not a curated record. Gene Ontology annotation, molecular function: DNA-binding transcription factor activity, RNA polymerase II-specific; transcription factor binding; RNA polymerase II cis-regulatory region sequence-specific DNA binding. Gene Ontology annotation, biological process: calcineurin-NFAT signaling cascade; regulation of transcription by RNA polymerase II; cytokine production. Lineage: Eukaryota; Metazoa; Chordata; Actinopteri; Perciformes; Anoplopomatidae.